Molecule: messenger RNA, 3424 nt
Organism: Coregonus clupeaformis (lake whitefish)
Lineage: Eukaryota; Metazoa; Chordata; Actinopteri; Salmoniformes; Salmonidae
Product: bone morphogenetic protein receptor type-1A
Exons: 13
Coding region: 628-2226 (532 amino acids)
Biological process (GO): cellular response to growth factor stimulus; BMP signaling pathway; protein phosphorylation
Cellular component (GO): signaling receptor complex; plasma membrane
Molecular function (GO): SMAD binding; ATP binding; transforming growth factor beta receptor activity, type I
Source: RefSeq, a predicted model, not a curated record
UGCAGUGAUUGGAAAAUGUUGGUCUGGCUACGAGUGCUUCAUCAAAUGACAUAGGCAGAGGCAAAACAGAGCGAGUAGAGCAGGGCCGACGUUUAACUGCAUAUUUGGGAAAUGUACACCACAUUUUUGCAACUUCAAGACGAAAUAUAAAGAUAGAAAGGAGUGCUCGCCCGGAACCAAAAGGAUUGCCACAUCUGCUGAAGAAAAAGGUUUCCAUUGUGCCAUGCUGGAUUUCUGUCUCCAGCAUCUAUAUGUUCUCUAUCCCUAUGGAUCUGUAUGACCCCCAGCACCAACACUGGUCUCUACAAGCAUCCUCAACAUGCCCCUGCACCAUGGAUCCCCCAGUGAGGGUUUCGGACCGAGCGAGCUUGUGAGAAAGAAGAUUUGAGUUUUUUUUUUGUGCCAUCGUACCCAUCCUCCCUCACCCCCUCAUCUCUCCCUGCCCCGUACAUAUUCACCUGUAUCUCCACUCCCCCAACGGGGGAAACCUACUCGGCACCUCUUCGCCCUGUGCUGAACCAGGAAGGGACAGGACUAGGCCCACCCUCAGAGCCCACAGAGGUGACCAACAAGCUCCCACAGAGAGCAGUCCAGCCCAGUCAAGUCUCUAAAGGUCACUGUGCCAGGAUGACAGGGUUGCCCUCUUACAUCGCUGCGGUGGGAGUCUGCAUCCUACUGGUGAUCAGAGCUGAAGGUAUUCAAACUGGUCAGAAUCCAGACCACAUGCUCCAUGGCACCGGACACAAGCAUGAGUCCAGGAAGCCCGGAGACGGCCCCACGGUGGCCCCAGAAGACGGCGCCCGCUUUCUGAGCUGCUACUGCUCCGGCCACUGUCCAGAGGACCACAAAAAUAACACCUGCGAGACGAAUGGCCAGUGUUUUGCCAUCAUAGAGGAGGAUGAUCAUGGAGAAGCCAUUCUGACCUCUGGCUGCAUGAAGUAUGAAGGCUCACAUUUUCAAUGCAAGGAUUCGCCCAGGGCUCAGACAAGGCGAACGAUCGAAUGCUGUGAUACAGACUUCUGUAAUCGGGACCUGCAGCCCACAUUACCUCCCCCAAUGGACACUGGUUCCUACUUUGGCAGUGCCCAUUGGCUGGCUUUCCUUAUAUCAAUGACUGUGUGCUGCUGCACUCUCAUCUGCAUCACGGUAGUCUGUUACUACAGAUACAAGUGGCAGACGGCGAGGCAGCGGUACCACCGGGACCUGGAGCAGGAUGAGGCCUUCAUCCCUGUGGGAGAAUCUCUCAAAGACCUCAUCAACCAGUCCCAGUCCUCUAGCAGUGGCUCUGGGCUCCCCCUGCUGGUGCAGCGUACCAUUGCCAAGCAGAUCCAGAUGGUACGUCAGAUCGGCAAGGGGCGCUACGGCGAGGUGUGGCUGGGCCGCUGGCGGGGAGAGAAGGUGGCCGUCAAGGUGUUUUUCACCCGGGAGGAGGCCAGUUGGUUCAGAGAGACUGAGAUUUACCAAACUGUCCUCAUGAGGCACGAGAACAUACUGGGUUUCAUAGCAGCAGACAUCAAGGGUACUGGGGCCUUCACACAGCUCUUACUCAUCACAGACUACCAUGAGAACGGCUCCCUGUAUGACUACCUGAAGUUCACCACGCUGGACACCCAGAGCCUGCUGCGGCUGGCCUACUCUGCUGCCUGCGCCCUGUGCCACCUCCACACGGAGAUCUACGGCACCCAGGGCAAGCCGGCCAUCGCCCACCGAGACCUCAAGAGCAAGAACAUCCUGAUGAAGAAGAAUGGAACCUGCUGCAUCGCUGACCUGGGCCUGGCUGUCAAGUUCAACAGUGAUACCAAAGAGGUGGACGCCCCACUGAGUACACGGGUGGGGACCCGGAGGUACAUGGCCCCCGAGGUGUUGGAUGAGACCCUGAACAAGAACCACUUCCAGGCCUACAUCAUGGCUGAUAUAUACAGCUACGGCCUCAUCAUCUGGGAGAUGGCCCGCCGCUGUGUAACAGGAGGGAUAGUGGAGGACCACCAGCUGCCCUACUACGAGAUGGUGCCGGCAGAUCCGUCUUUUGAGGACAUGCUGGAGGUGGUGUGUGUUAAAGGGCUGCGGCCCACCGUGUCCAACAGAUGGAACGGUGACGAGUGUCUGAGAGCCAUGCUGAAGCUGAUGUCUGAGUGCUGGGCCCACAACCCCGCCUCGCGCCUCACCAUCUUACGAGUCAAGAAGACCUUGGCCAAAAUGGUGGAAUCGCAGGACAUCAAAAUUUGAUCCUUUCUCCCCUACAUACUCCACACAGCCUGACCGAGAGCCAGAACUCCCCAGUGUGUCCUAAUGCUGAAUGUGUCACUUCUGUUCAGAUGGCAGGGGAGGAGGAACAGGGUAUGGGAGAAAACGGGGCCUUGGGCAUAGCGCCUCGACCUCCAUGAAUCUCUAUCACCACAACUGACAGAUGUUGCUGCCAGAGGCUCUUCCCCCUAUUCCCUCCCUGGCCAGAGGAGUUCUUGGUCAACGUGCUGCAAUUAAUGCUUUCUGUGAAAGUCAAAACAUGACAUUGUGUGUGUGGAGGGGGACGGCAUAUUCCUGCUCAAAUGUUGAUGGACAGAAAGGAAUAUGAUGGAGGAACCUUAAAGCCUCACUUCAAACCAAGACACUGUCCUCGCAAGCGUCACCACCCGCCAAUACUGUUCAAUUUUUGCCUGUAAACAUUUUAUGCCAAAAAUAAUAUUUUCAGGACAGUCUUCUCCUGCCAUAUUGAAACAUAUAUCUCUCGACUCUUAAGUAGAGUAAUUACGAAAUAAGGUACUAUAAUUAUAUGUGAAUUUAAUAUGUAAAUAUAUUGUCGAUAGAUGCCGUGCCUACUCAAAAAAAAAAAAAGAACAAUAUGCUGCAAUGGUAUUCACGUCCAGUGGGCUUCAAACCGGACCUACUUCAAGAGCUACGAGCAAUCCAAACAACCAAGGACAUUGUAAGAGGGGGUACCUGACUUGCCUUAAAUCAACUAGUCACUGUGCUUCCUACAAUAAACCUCAACUCAGUAACUUCUCAAAAAAUCUAUGUUCUGACACAAAAAAAGCAGUCUGGUACAAAAUAUUUAACGCUAAAUUGUAAUGAAAUGACAUUUGUGAAUAGGGAGUUUGUGUCCCAUCCUGUCUCUAUGCUUACGCCUUCUUCAUAUGUGUUCCCUUGUGUAUGUUCUCUAUGUCUUCUGGGAGGAAAGUUUAGAACACUAAAAUGGCAUUAUAUUUUGGCCCUCGUGUUCUACGGCCAUGAAACUCAUGAAGCCAAUACAAAGGUGUGCAGCUCAGAGGGCACACAUCAAUUGGGCCUUUCUAAAAAUGAUUAAUCUGACAUUUCUGCUGUCCCAAUUCCCCAUUGAUUCUUGUCCACAUCAAUAGAUACAGUUGAAGUCGGAAGUUUACAUACACUUAGGUUGGAGUCAUUAAAACUCGAUUUUCAACCACUCAAC